GCAGCGAGUGACAGGAGGAGGCGGGAGCAGGCAGGUAGGGAGCGUCUCAGCCCAAGGUCUCCCUCUGAGGGGCCGUGACCAUGAGUGAGCUGGGCGCGCAGAAGACCGGCGAUGGCACCGUCUCCCGCCUGCUCAACGUGGUGGAGAGCGAGCUGCAGGCGGGGAGGGAGAAGGGCGACCCCACGGAGAAGCAGCUGCGCAUCACCCUGGAGGACGCCCCUCUCUGGCAGAGGUUCAAGGAAGUCACUAACGAGAUGAUCGUGACCAAGAACGGCAGACGGAUGUUCCCUGUUCUGAAGAUCAGUGUGACGGGGCUGGACCCCAAUGCCAUGUACUCCCUCCUGCUGGACUUUGUCCCCACGGACAGCCACCGCUGGAAGUACGUCAACGGGGAGUGGGUGCCGGCGGGCAAGCCCGAGGUCGCCAGCCACAGCUGCGUGUACAUCCACCCGGACUCGCCCAACUUCGGGGCGCACUGGAUGAAGGCACCCAUCUCCUUCAGCAAGGUCAAGCUCACCAACAAGCUCAGCGGAGGCGGCCAGAUAAUGCUGAAUUCCCUGCACAAAUACGAGCCCCAGGUUCACAUAGUGCGCGUGGGAGGUGCCCAUCGGAUGGUCAUGAACUGCUCCUUCCCUGAAACCCAGUUCAUCGCUGUGACUGCCUACCAGAACGAGGAGAUAACGGCUCUCAAAAUCAAGUACAACCCCUUUGCCAAAGCCUUCCUGGAUGCCAAGGAAAGGAACCACCUGAAAGAUAUCCCGGAAGCGAUCUCCGAGAGCCAGCACGUGGCCUGUCCCCACCUGGGCGGCUGGAUCUUCUCCAACCCGGAUGGAGUGUGCUCGGCCGGGAACGCCAAUUUCCAGUAUGCGCCUCCUCUGCCUCUGUCUGCCCCUCACACCCACCACGGCUGUGAGCGCUACGCUGGCCUCCGCGGGCACCGGCCGGCCCCCUACCCGUCCGCGUACAUGCACAGGACCCAUUCUCCCUCAGUGAACUUGCUAGAAAGCUCCGGCAACAACCUGCAAGUGUUCUCCGGAGCUGACAGCUGGACUUCCAUCUCCUCCACGCCCCACACCAGCAUCCUGUCCGUCCCGCACACCAGCGGCCCCAUCAACCCUGGGCCCAGCCCCUACCCGUGCCUGUGGACCAUCAGCAACGGUGGCGGGGGCCCUGCCGGGCCAGGCCCCGACGUGCAUGCCGGGUCUCCGGGAGCAUUUCUCCUGGGCAACCCCACCGUGACUUCGCCCCUCUCCACCCAGGCGCCCACUUCGGCGGCGGUGGAGGUUCUGGGGGAGCCCUCGCUGACCAGCAUCGCCGUGUCCACCUGGACAGCGGUGGCCUCGCAUCCGUUUGCGGGCUGGGGUGGCUCAGGUGGGGGUGGGCGCCAUUCUCCCUCCUUGCUGGACAGCUAGGCAGGGUCUGAGGGCAGGGGUCCACAGAGAACCUUCCGUGUGUCCAGCACCUAGAAACCCCGAUCCCAGUGAGUGAGGCUGCAGGGGGUGGGCGCCUCCAGAAGCCGACUGGCAGGUUGUUCAGCGAGGGUGAGGCUGAUGAUGUACUGGGUCUUUCUACCACUUUCUGUUUGCGAUCUCAUUUUCUCCGCAGCGGAUUUCUCUGUGCUCGGGCAAUAGCGGUUCGUCAAAUACCCUCCUGUGCCUUGCCCCUACUCCCAAGUGAUUGUAGACGCGACACUUCUUCUAAGUGAAGAAGUAUAUGACACUACUGUUAAGUGAGCUCCAAGUUUGCCUGCCCGAGGCCACCGCUUUGUGGCUUUGUGCAGCCCUGGAGGGUGUGUGGCCACCAGGCUUCUACUCUGAGAGCAAGAGAGGCUGUAACUCAGCGUGCAGGUAGCAAAGAUAGAGCCAAUCACACAAUCCAGCAGGGAGCCUGGCAGGUCAGAUCACGCACUCCCUUGCUCAGUAACCUUCGAUGGCUCACCAGUGCCUGCAGGGCGGAGUCACAUGUAACCACCAGGAGAUCCUCUACGGCCGGGCCUCGCCGCUUCUGCAGCUGAGCUCCCUGCUACCUGGCAGCACCCGCGUGUCAGUCGAGGGAGACACUGCCUCGGUGCUCUGUGCGUUCAGUGGACUUUCCCACCGCUGUGCCUCUGACCCGAGCUGUCCUCUGUCUAGUCCCACUGUGCAUCCUACCCCUCUCCCCGCCUCACCCAAGUGCCACACCCUGCACCAGCCCUGCCCUGCCCUGCCCCGGGCAUUGCUGUAGCCAAUGCCCCACCCAGGCACACUCCACUGUGCCCUGCCCUGGCUCGCCCCUGCUUGGCCUCUGGCGUGAGCUCACCUCAUUCUGCCUGUGCUUUUAUCUGUGAGUGUGUCUCUCCCAGAGACUGUGAGCCCCUUGGGGGCGAGGCCUAGCCUUGACUUUGUGCCCCACAGCUCCUGGAUCUGUGCCUUGCCUACCGUAGGUGCCCAAUAAACCUUGGU
This is a messenger RNA of Myotis daubentonii (Daubenton's bat), 2441 nucleotides long. RefSeq names its product T-box transcription factor 19 (gene TBX19). Gene Ontology annotation, cellular component: nucleus; chromatin. The record is from RefSeq and is a predicted model, not a curated record. Gene Ontology annotation, molecular function: DNA-binding transcription factor activity, RNA polymerase II-specific; RNA polymerase II cis-regulatory region sequence-specific DNA binding. Gene Ontology annotation, biological process: cell fate specification; vesicle-mediated transport; regulation of transcription by RNA polymerase II. Lineage: Eukaryota; Metazoa; Chordata; Mammalia; Chiroptera; Vespertilionidae.